GCAGGCGGAUGGCUACACGUAGGAAGAGCGCUGUAAACUGCUGCACGGCCCCGGUCUCCCUCCGCGGGCUCUAUAUGCUACAGGGACACCAAGAUGGAAAUCCAGGGGCCGGCGGGGCAGCGGCAGCAAGAUGGCGGCCCCGGGCUCCCCGCUCAGCGUGAGGAGGGCUCAGAGGACGAGGACAGGGCCGUGGCCGGAACAGGCGGCGGCGGGGGGAACGUGUACCCCAUCUACAUGGUGGUCAACCUGGGGGCCUCCACCGACAGCCCCGCGGCCGCCUCCGAUAGCACGGAGCUCCCCCGGCCCAGCGCCGCCCCCGACCUGGGCUACCUGACGGUACGGCUGGAGAACGGCGUGCUGACCCUGGGGACCAGGGAGGCCCCGGAGAGCGGUGAGAUCGCGGAGAGCAGGCCGCAUCCCCGGCCUGGGAGUCACAGCGCCCCGGCCACCCCGCAGCAGGCCUGGGCCUCCGACCUGUCCCCGCAGGGGGACCCCAGCAGCAUCAGCACCGCCCAGCACAGCUUCUCCGAGGGCCUGGACGACGUGGACAUGGUGCUGAGGGACCCCGAGGACGAGCACGUGACCAGCUUCCUGGUGGGGGACAUUGGGGAGCUGCAGGUCAACCUGGGGGAGGCCCUGGACCUGGCCCGCAAAGGGGUGCUGCUGGUCUUCCGCUGCCCUGAGCCCGGCUGUGCCAAGGCCUUCGACCGCAAGCAGCAGCUCAAGGUCCACCUGCUAAGCCACACCGAGGACCAGCGCCCCUUCAAGUGCCACCUGGACGACUGCGGCUGGUCCUUCACCACCCUCUACAAGCUGAAGCGCCACUUGCAGUCCCACGACAAGCAGCGGCCUUUCCCCUGCGAGACCCCGGGCUGCGGCAAGAGCUUCACCACCGUCUACAACCUCAAGGCCCACCUGAAAGCCCACGAGAUGGAGAACCAGUUCCGCUGCGAAGCCUGCGGCGAUUCCUUCCCCACCGCAACCAAGCUCGGCGCCCACCGGCGGGCCCACUUCGAGCCGGAGAGGCCCUACAAGUGCGAGUUCCAUGGUUGCGACAAGACUUUUAUUACAGUGACUGCGCUGUUCUCGCAUCACAGAGCACACGUACGGGAACAAGAACUAUUCACCUGCUCUUUCCCUGGCUGCAACAAGCAAUACGAUAAGGCCUGCAGGCUGAAAAUACACCUCCGCAGCCACACAGGGGAAAGGCCUUUUAUUUGUGACUUUGAGAGCUGUGGUUCAUCCUUCACGAGCAUGUCCAAGCUGUUAAGGCAUAAAAGGAAACACGAAGAUGACCGGCGUUAUCCGUGUCCGGUGGAUGGUUGCGGGAAAUCGUUUACAAGAGCAGAGCACUUAAAGGGUCACAGAAUUACUCACCUGGGUACUAAACCCUUUGAGUGCCCUGUGGAGGGUUGUGGAGCCAAGUUUUCCGCCCGCAGCAGUUUAUACAUCCAUUCCAAAAAGCACCUCCAGGACGUGGAUGCCUCAAAGAGCCGCUGUUCCGUGUCCAACUGCAGCAAGAUCUUCACUUCUAAGCAGAGCCUGAAAUCUCACAUGGUGAAACAGCACGGCCAAGACCUAGAAGCCGCCAGCUCCCUGACACCCAGCAGUGAACUCACAAGCUCGGCCCAGAGCGACCUCAGCAAUCUGGACCUGUCCUCCCUCUUCACGAACGUGUCCUCCGGUGGGUCCGGGAUCUCGGCUGACUUGACCCUGGUCAACUCUGGAAUACUAACCAUCGAUGUGUCUUCUGUGAGAUCUACGCUAGGCGGCAACCUGACAACCAACAAUAACUCUCUGGCCCAUCCCGUAGACCCUUUGGUGUUGGUGUCAAACAAUGAAAGCCAUCACAGUUUGGAGAGCUCCCUAUUGCUCGGAGCCGCCGCGUCCAUCCUUCAGCAGGGCAACCUACACCUGGACGAUGUACAGACUGUAAACGCGGAGGCCCUGGGUUCCCUGGCUUCUCUGUCAAUGAGAGGUUCCAACCAGGACCUGCACGCCCUUACAUCCACCAACAACCUUACUAUAGAUUCAUCUACUCUAACCCCUUCUGUUAGCCUGGCCACAAGCAGCUCCAUGCCCGAAUUGCUGACGCAGGUGAAAGCGGAAGGAAGCCUGUUGCCGAGUUCAGAGGUCGUAGGUCAGCAAGAGGGGAGUAAAGUGGUAACACAGUUCGUCUUUCCCAACCCCACAGGCACCUACAGUUCUCAGAAAGAAACAGAGUUUAGCCCUGUGGCCGGGAGCUCUGUAGUGGAGAGCGGGGGCUCGGCGAGGACAGACUACAGAGCCAUUCAGCUGGCCAAGAGCAAGAAGAAGGGAGGAAGCAGCACAGGUUCUCCACAGAAAAAAAGUAAAGGUACAAAACCAAACUCUGUGGUGUCUCCUACCGGGAACCGGUUUGGCGGCAGCGUUGUUGUGCCAAAUAGUGGGCUGACGAUACGGGACCCAGCCACCGGGGCGCAGUAUGUGCAGAUUCAGCUGUUGCAGGACGAUCCCCCGGGAGAUGGUGACCUCCCUUUCCAGCUGAACGCACAGUCUCCGGCCGCUCACACACCGCUUACUGUGGAUUUGCCUGUACAUAUCCUUCAGGAGCCUCAUGCCUCCACAGAAGAGGAGGCCACCUCAGACAAUUCUCAGUUUACAGGGAGUACCAUAAACCUUCAGGACCUGGAAUAAAUUGGACUUGUGGACCUGAAAACAUGGAAGUGUUACUUAGUGGGUGCUGUCAGGUGCCGAUCGUUUCCUCUUCCGUUCAAGCCAACCACGUGGGUGUCCCAGAGCAGCCGCUUCUCUGUGGAUGGUUCUCUGACGUGGCAUUUCAUUUUGCACUAUCAGAUUUUACUUUCAUCUCUUACCAGGCGUAUUGUCACACAAACCUCUACAUGGAGCCAUGGAAAGCUGGUCUUUACUCUUCCGUCUAUGUCCUGCUCCCCUCAAUUCAGUAUGAAACGACCUGCUCCUUCCCCGCCAGUGGGGAGAAGUGGAGAUAGUCCGGACGUGUUGAGUCUGGAAGUUAGUAUUCUGAUGUCUGAUCAAGAUCACGCGUGUUACACGUUAGCAGCCUCAUUGCACUCAGUAUUUGAGCUGUGUAUCCAGAAUCAUUGGCACAAUGCUGUGUACCUACCUCCUGCGCACGCACCUGUCAGCGGGGCGUCUGAUGGCUUACACAGCAACGCACAGGACCACCCUUACAGUUCAGUCCUUCUCUAUUGACCGACCCAGCGUCGGAUUCCUCAGUAUAUGUAUCAUUGCUUAUAUUUAUUUGCGUACAGCGCUGAAACUUUUUUUUUCUUUUUUUUUUUGCUUCUAAAGGCCCAUACACACUUGACGAUAAAAUGAGCGACGUCGUUCAUUUCAGCCCUCAUCAACGACGUCGCUCAUUAUAUCGUCAAGUGUGUAUGCAUCAGACGACCACCGAUGCGCGGCCCCGCGGGACGUUAACGACCCUCGCUUAUCUGUGGAGCAUGUAUGCUCAAUUUCCACUAUGGUCGUUACCGACCAGAGACGUCGUUGAAUGUAUAUGGUGUGAACGACCUACGACCAAGCCACUGUUCACCAGCCCUGUUCCCAGCUCAUUAUUUUAAUAAACUGUUCAACUUGGAUGCUUCAA
Pseudophryne corroboree (corroboree frog) is the source of this 3610-nucleotide messenger RNA. It is a transcript of the gene ZXDC, whose product is annotated as ZXD family zinc finger C. Gene Ontology annotation, molecular function: transcription coregulator activity. Gene Ontology annotation, biological process: regulation of transcription by RNA polymerase II. Gene Ontology annotation, cellular component: nucleus. Lineage: Eukaryota; Metazoa; Chordata; Amphibia; Anura; Myobatrachidae. The coding region runs from base 94 to 2676 and encodes 860 amino acids. The record is from RefSeq and is a predicted model, not a curated record. The transcript is spliced from 10 exons.